ACAAAUACAACCUGCCGGAACGCGCGCCAGGCUCGCCGGCGCCGCAGCCGUCGCCUCUCCGCGCCGACUCUCGGAAGAAAGAAGGCGCCGUGGAUUCUCCUCCUUCGGCCUUUCCCUCCCCAGCGACGGCGCGGACGAGCAUCCUCCUAGUCGCUUCGGCGCACCACCGCCAGCUGUGCAGGUUAAUUAAUCGUCGAUCCCCCUAAGGAGGUUGCUGUAGGUGCAAUCAAGUAGCAUGAAGUUCAGAGUUGUUUGCAGGAAGUUGUACGAUUACGUGAGGUAUGAUCUUAAAGAGAUCGCCUUCCCAUCUUCUCUGCCAGACCCUCCGGGCACCAAGAGGCGUCCUAAGCUCACACUGAAAGAGAAAUGGUGUAUCCUCAAGGAGGCAACCAGGCUCUAUGGGGCUUCCUGGGUCAGGGACAUCGGUCCCGAGCUCAGGCCAAAUGAUUACAAGAAGGUCAAAGAGGAAUCUGAGCCUAACAGCACCAAGGACGGGAAAACUAAAAGUGAGCCUAGUUUGCUUGAGGAUCUUGCAGUGGCAGCAAAGGGCGGGGCGGAGACCCUGAAGCCUGCGCUGCGGCGCAUAUACAUGACACGCGCCUCUACCUACACAAGUGCAGUGAAGAACUAUGUGGAGACCUACCAGGAAGGGCUGAAGGAUGUCUUGGACGAGAAGGUUGCUGGAAAGGAUCACCAGCAAGGCAAUGAGCCAAGGGGACCAUCGACACCACCUCCACCACCGCCACCGCCAUCAUCGUCAUGACCUUGUAUCGACGCCACCUCCACCACCGCCACCGCCACCGCCAUCAUCGUCAUGAGCUUGUGUCAUUUUGGGGGAAAUAUUAUCAUUAGAACUUGCAGCUUCUUGUUUAUAUAUUCUCUUAUCAGAAGUUGGGUAGAACAGCUAACGAUGUGCUGCUCAUUUCCUAAAAAAAGAUCUUCAUGAGUAGGUCUUGGACCUUGUCCAUCUGCUGAUCUGGGUUAUGUGACCUACACUGCUAUGAAGAUCGUUCUUCA
This is a messenger RNA of Triticum dicoccoides, 1017 nucleotides long. RefSeq lists its product as uncharacterized. NCBI's taxonomy places the organism in Eukaryota, Viridiplantae, Streptophyta, Magnoliopsida, Poales, Poaceae. The coding region runs from base 236 to 763 and encodes 175 amino acids. The transcript has 2 exons. The record is from RefSeq and is a predicted model, not a curated record.